Miscanthus lutarioriparius is the source of this 1284-nucleotide messenger RNA. The record is from the annotation of a GenBank genome assembly. Lineage: Eukaryota; Viridiplantae; Streptophyta; Magnoliopsida; Poales; Poaceae.
AUGGCGACCCUCCUCAGGCGCGCGUCGCUGCGGCGCGUCAUCACCGCCGCCGCCUCCGCCUCUUCUUCUCACCCUGAGAGCUGUAAGCAAGGGAUCUGUGGCUCCACGUUUCAUUACCGAGAGUUCGCAUCAAAAGCCAAAAAGAAGAAGUCAAGUGGAACUGACUCUGGUGAGGAGAAUAUGUCAAAGAAAGACUUGGCUUUACACCAGGCUAUCGAUCAAAUAACGUCUGCAUUUGGGAAGGGGGCGAUAAUGUGGCUUGGGCGUUCACAAGGCCAUAGAGAUGUACCUGUCGUGUCUACUGGAUCUUUUGCUUUGGAUAUGGCUCUAGGAACUGGUGGUCUUCCAAAGGGGCGUGUCAUAGAGGUCUAUGGUCCAGAGGCUUCAGGCAAGACAACGCUUGCUCUACAUGUCAUUGCAGAAGCACAAAAGAAUGGGGGUUACUGUGCCUUUGUAGAUGCAGAGCACGCUUUGGAUCCAGCUCUCGCAGAGAAAAUUGGUGUUGACACUAACAAUUUGCUUCUUUCACAGCCAGACUGUGCUGAGCAGGCACUCAGUCUUGUGGACACACUGAUUCGAAGUGGAUCUGUUGAUGUUGUUGUAGUAGACAGUGUAGCUGCGCUUGUUCCAAAGACUGAGCUCGAUGGUGAGAUGGGUGAUGCACAUGUUGCUCUUCAGGCUAGGUUGAUGAGCCAAGCUCUUCGCAAGCUUAGCCACUCCCUUUCACUUUCGCAGACAAUUUUGUUAUUUAUUAAUCAGAUCAGGGCCAAGGUAGCCACAUUUGGAUUUGGAGGACCAACUGAGGUCACUUCUGGUGGCAAUGCCUUGAAGUUUUAUGCUUCUGUUCGCUUGAACAUCAGGCGUAUUGGUUUGGUAAAGAAAGGCGAAGAGAUAAUAGGUAGUCAGAUUGCUGUGAAGAUUGUAAAAAACAAGCAUGCCCCACCCUUCAAGACUGCACAGUUUGAGCUUGAGUUUGGAAAGGGGAUAUGCCGCAGUUCUGAGCUUUUUGAACUGGGAUUGAAGCACAAGCUUAUCAAAAAGACUGGUGGUGCAUAUUAUAGUUUCAAUGAUAUGGCUUUCAAUGGUAAAAAUAAUCUUAAAUCUUACCUUGAUGAAAACAAGAGUGUUGCAAAUGAUCUGGAGAUGGAACUAAGGAGAUUGAUGGGAACUGAAGCACCUAAAGAGCAGGAGGCAGAAGAUAGUUCGGCGAGUGAUUUGCCUGAAGAGAUUGUCACACCUGAAAUAUCGUCAGAAGAGGAUCUGGGAGCCGUAAUCGAAGGUUAA